Pseudomassariella vexata is the source of this 1047-nucleotide messenger RNA. RefSeq lists its product as uncharacterized. Gene Ontology annotation, cellular component: mitochondrion. The record is from RefSeq and is a predicted model, not a curated record. NCBI's taxonomy places the organism in Eukaryota, Fungi, Ascomycota, Sordariomycetes, Amphisphaeriales, Pseudomassariaceae. Gene Ontology annotation, molecular function: electron transfer activity; flavin adenine dinucleotide binding. Bases 1 to 1047 code for a protein of 348 amino acids. The transcript is spliced from 2 exons.
AUGUUUUCAGUAGCAGCAAGACGGACAGCUCUGAGAGCUACCAGCGCUCUUCCCCCGGCCAAUUCCGUAUUCUCCAGCUCCUCGGCCCUCCGAAGGCUGCUGUCGUCGCUGGCAAUCCUCGAACAGCGAGAUGGCAAGCUAAACCACGGCUCCCUCAGCGCAAUUACCGCCGCACAGAAGUUAGGAGGCACAAUACACGGGUUCGUUGCUGGUGAAGGCAUCAAGGCCGUGGCGGAGGAGGCUGCCAAGGUUGCGGGUGUUGAGAAGAUUAUCGCAGUGGACAAUGCGGCUUACGAGAAGGGUCUCGCAGAAAACUAUGCUCCGCUACUCGUCGAGAACAUCAAGAAAGGCGGCUACACCCACAUCAUUGCUGGACACACAGCCUUUGGCAAGAACCUGAUGCCGCGCGUGGCCGCCCUACUGGAUUCCCAGCAAAUUUCAGACAUCACCGCCAUCGAGAGCGAGAACACAUUCGUCCGGCCCAUUUACGCCGGCAACGCCAUCGCUACCGUUGAGUCGUCGGACGCAAUCAAGUUCAUCACGAUCCGCGGAACGGCUUUUGCAGCGGCGGAAGUAGCUGGGGGCUCAGCGAUGGUCGAGGACGGUGUUGACCCCAAGGGCGAGCUCACCAGCGAAUGGGUGUCGGAGGAUCUGGCGAAGUCGGACCGUCCCGAUCUUGCGACGGCAAGCAAGGUCGUCUCGGGCGGUCGAGGACUGAAGUCCAAGGAGGAGUUUGAUCGGGUUAUGCUGACCCUGGCCGACUCGCUCGGUGCCGCCGUUGGAGCCUCUAGAGCCGCUGUAGAUAGCGGUUACGCUGAUAACAGUCUGCAAGUUGGGCAGACCGGUAAAGUGGUGGCUCCUCAAUUGUACAUGGCUGUGGGUAUCUCAGGUGCCAUCCAACAUUUGGCGGGUAUGAAGGACAGCAAGGUGAUUGCGGCGAUCAACAAGGAUGGCGACGCACCCAUAUUCCAGGUGGCUGAUGUAGGAUUAGUUGGGGAUUUAUUUGAAAAGGUUCCGGAGUUGACAGAGAAGCUCAAGUCAGCAUAG